Messenger RNA from Vittaforma corneae ATCC 50505, 1032 nucleotides. RefSeq lists its product as uncharacterized. The transcript has a single exon. Bases 1 to 1032 code for a protein of 343 amino acids. The record is from RefSeq and is a predicted model, not a curated record. Lineage: Eukaryota; Fungi; Microsporidia; Nosematidae.
AUGAAGCACAUUCUUUGCCUGGCACGUGAGAAUUUCAAUGAAGUAGUAGAGAAAACAGACUUUCAUGACACCAAGGGACUUAUUUCCAUUCUAAGAGAUAUGAUCGACCAUGCACCUUUUGCUUCAAGCAUUAUGUCGCGGUUUAUCGUUGAGUGCAUCAAUAGGAAUCCAAGCUUGGAAAGUAGAAUCAGAGAUGUGUUGAAAGAAAGUACAGCAGACAGGGAUGCUGCAUUUAGUAGAUGCAUCUAUGCUACAUAUCUGGGAGCCAAGACCAAUAUUCCAGAUAUAGAGCCUGUUAGUUCCAUCUUCUCAUCAUUAGCUCUCGAGUCUCAUGAAAUUAAUAAUUUUGAAAAUCGGCUUGAAAAUUUUUACUGCCAUUCAAUUAUUAGGGAGCUGCGAUGCAAUGACAGAGAGUGUCUACUAAGACUUAGUGAGCUUCCACACGAGUGUGUUAUUGACUAUGCUGUAAAAGACCAGAAUAUGUUUAACACAUCGCUAAUUAUUCAGAUGUGCAGAUUCUAUGGAUUUCUUGAGUCUUUGGAAAAGAGGCUGCCGGAGUUUAAAAUGAAGAAUGAAAUAAUUGCAUCAAUUUUUAUGAACUAUUUUAGUGAUAGCAACAUCUACAGCAGCCGUGGCAAGGAGCCAUCCGAUGCUCUUGAUAAUGAAGCUGGUAUUUUGAGGAAGCUGAUGACCGGGAAUACUCUUGAUUACUGUCUAAAGGUCUGCAACAAGUAUUACUUGGGUCUCCUCCUAGGAAGAAAAUUCCAAGACUUCCAGCUGCCUCAGAUAUCCCAUUCACAGUUUUGUAAGAUGAAAUUUAGCAAUGUUAAAGAAUUUUUAGAUGCCUUUCUUAAACUUACUUCACCUUCAGUUUCGCAUUUCUUUAGUUACUUGGAAUAUUACAAGGAUAAGUUCAGACUAAAGGAGGAUGAUAAGAAACUAUUCGUAGAGUUACUCAGAGAGUUCCACAAGGACAACCCAGUCUAUCUUGAAAUAGUGCUUAGAAAACUAUCCAAGUUCCAUGUCAUCUAG